AACUCCGAACUCCGAAGAAUAAGAUUAUUUAGUCGCAGAAUUCAAUUCGCGUAAUCGCUUUCUUCUUCAACAACCCUCUUUAGAGGCUUUCUUUCUCUUUUCUCCUUCGGUUGCAUUUUAUACAGAGUAUCGUUGAAGGAUUUUUUCUUAGUUUUCUUUUAUGGAAAGGAAGAACAGAAAUAGAAGAGUCAGAUCUUUCUCAGAGCUCAACGAUCGAUGGUUUUACUUUGAGCAGAAAUAGGAAAAACAGAGACGAAAGCAUCAAAAGAGAACGAAGAAGAAGAAAGCAAAGCACUUUACACUCAAUUUAGGAAAAGAUGAGGAAGUCGGUCUCAGCUCCUUUGCUAUCUUUCCUCUUCUUUUUCAUGGUAUCUCUACUACUGAAAGCAACAGUAGGAGACCCAAGAACCCAAACAGUGAAAAUCUUUUGCGGGCAUCAAAAAGAGCAUAAUACCACCGCCUUUGUCCCCAACUUCGUCGCCACCAUGGAGAACAUCAGUGACCAAAUGCGCACUACUGGUUUCGGAACCUCAGUCGUGGGCUCAGGACCUGACGCUAACUUCGGCCUUGCCCAAUGCUAUGGGGACCUCUCCUUGCUCGACUGUGUAUUGUGCUACGCUGAGGCUCGUACCAUCCUUCCCCAGUGUUUCCCCUACAACGGGGGCCGCAUCUUUUUGGACGGUUGCUUUAUGCGGGCAGAGAACUAUAGCUUUUUCCAGGAGUUCACCGGUCCUAAUGACCAGCCCGUGUGUGGGAAUGCCACCCGGAUGGGACAGAGGUUCCAAGAGUCGGCCAGACGGGCUAUUUCUGAAGCAGUUGCGGCCGCACCAAAUAAUGGAGGCUACGCCAGGGCUGCAGUGCCUGUUUCUGGGUCGGUGAAUCAGUCGGCUUAUGUUCUGGCCAAUUGUUUGAAGACAUUGAAUGCUAGCUCUUGCAGAGCAUGUUUGGACAGCGCAUCAGCUUUUGUCACAGGAUGCUUGCCAUGGUCAGAGGGUCGGGCUCUGAAUACGGGUUGCUUCAUGAGGUACUCAGACAAAGAUUUCUUGAACUCUGAGACGACUAACGGAAGCUCCAAAGGGAACACAGUAGUGAUGGUAGUUGCUAUUUUAAGUUCUGUAGCCGUCGUGGCUGUUGGAGUGGCCAUCGGGACUUAUAUUUGGAGACACAGAAGAAUACAAAAGAAAAGAAGAGGUUCAAAUGAUGCAGUAAAACUGGCAAAGACCCUUAAUGACAGUAGCUUGAACUUCAAGUACUCUACACUAGAGAAGGCCACUGGAUCUUUUGAUGACGCCAACAAGCUUGGGCAUGGAGGAUUUGGGACAGUUUACAAGGGUGUUCUGCCUGAUGGAAGAGAGAUUGCUGUAAAGAGGCUUUUUUUUAACAACAAACAUAGAGCUGCAGAUUUCUACAAUGAAGUUAAUAUUAUAAGCAGUGUGGAGCACAAAAAUCUGGUCAGGCUGUUGGGUUGUAGUUGUUCCGGACCAGAAAGCCUUCUUGUCUAUGAAUUCCUCCCAAACAAGAGCCUUGAUCGCUUCCUCUUUGACUCAAACAGAGGGAAAGCAUUGAACUGGGAGAAAAGAUUUGAAAUAAUUGUAGGGACAUCAGAAGGUUUGGUGUAUCUUCAUGAGAACAACAAGAUCAGAAUAAUCCAUAGAGAUAUAAAAGCCAGUAAUAUCCUAUUGGACUCAAAGCUCCGGGCGAAAAUUGCUGAUUUUGGGUUAGCAAGGUCUUUCCAAGAAGAUAAAAGUCACAUAAGCACUGCAAUUGCAGGAACUCUAGGAUACAUGGCUCCAGAGUACCUAGCUCAUGGUCAGUUAACAGAAAAGGCAGAUGUCUAUAGUUUUGGAGUGCUUUUGCUAGAGAUUGUUACUGGAAGACAAAACAAUAGAAGUAAAACAUCUGAAUACUCGGACAGUCUUGUCAAUUCUGUAUGGAGGAAAUUCCAAGAGGGAACAGUAGAGGACCUUUUUGAUCCAAAUUUGAUGCUGCAUAACUAUGAUAUCAACAGCACCAUUAAGAAGGAUAUUUUGAGGGUGGUACAUGUGGGACUUCUGUGCACACAAGAGGUCCCUUCAUUACGGCCAUCAAUGUCGAAGGCACUACAUAUGAUGUUAAAGAAAGACGAAGACCUCCCAGCACCGACCAACCCACCUUUUAUCGACGAAAAUACCAUGGAGUUCAAUGACACGUGUGAAAACCCAUGUAAACAUCUUCAUGCCACAUCUUCGCCUUCAGUUGCCAGUGUCUCCUACAGUUCGUUUUAUCCCAGGUGAAAUCAUAGAAAUGUGAAUAAAAGAAUUACCUCAUACUGGAAACACCCUUCCACCUAAUGCUGCUUCAAUUAAAAGCUCCAGCAACAAGAAAGUAGAGUUUCACACCGCUGAAUCAAUUGCGAGCAAUAUAUGAUCUAUGGGCUGGCAUGCAACAGCUUGACAAAUCAUAUACUGUUGACAAGCUGAUGAUAGAGAAGAGCUGAUCUGAGAGAAAAUUUUGAAUGAAAGGCAAACUUGUAGAACUAAUAAACUUUAUUACUAUUGUUAUUGAAUUUUGGCUUAUUGAAUGCAUGCCAGCUUGUAAACUGGUUUAAAUUA
This is a messenger RNA of Nelumbo nucifera (sacred lotus), 2591 nucleotides long. RefSeq names its product cysteine-rich RLK (RECEPTOR-like protein kinase) 2 (gene CRK2). Lineage: Eukaryota; Viridiplantae; Streptophyta; Magnoliopsida; Proteales; Nelumbonaceae. Gene Ontology annotation, molecular function: protein kinase activity; ATP binding. Gene Ontology annotation, biological process: protein phosphorylation. The record is from RefSeq and is a predicted model, not a curated record.